AAGAAAAAUCUCUGUGGUCGCAGGAAAUAAAAGUGAUACCGAGUUUUUCUACCAAAAUCAGUGCAAAACAUGUAAAUUACUGUUCGGAAACGCUCUCAAACGGUAGCGCACAUAGUUGCCUCGAUCCGGUCGGUGAAAUUCGCUGCUUCCAAGAUGUUGCAGUUCCUGAAAAAGACUGGCUCCUCUCGGAAGAAGUCCAACGAAAACGCCAAGGCCGCAGGGCAAAAAGAAAGCGGUAAAUCGCAGAAUACCGAUGUCACCGAUGGAUUCGUCGAACCGGCUAACGAUGAGGAAGCACUCAUCGAGGCCGAACAGUAUUGGUUGGAACGUUGGCAGAACGCUCCCGAGAUUAGGUCCAGAUUGUCCCGCAGUUUGCUAGACAUACUUUCGGAGCAGAGCUGCUUGAGCUUCUUUGUGCAGUUUUUGGAAACAAAAGAUUCCCUUCAGCUGGUGAAAUUUUGGUUAGAAGUAGAAAGUUUUAAGGCCGCAGCCAGCGAAAGCAGCAAGUUGGACAUUCGCAACGGCCUCACCAAGCUACCUAAUCACCGAGGCCUUAGCCGAAGUAUUUCAUCCGAUGGGUAUGAUACUUUGUCAUACUUUAGUUUAGAUUGUGACUCGAUAUCUACAUUCUCUGAAACUACUUUUGAAGAGUCUGGUACAGUCACGCACACUACAAAUUCAGACGACGGUGAGGGGGGUUGUCGUACUUCGGGUAGUUGCACACCUAUUCCAACGCCCUUAGAAGUUGUCAUAGAGGAAGAAAAAAAGACAGGUACAAAUGAAGAUUCAAAUCCGACAAUGAAGCACUGCGACCUCACGAUGCGCCAAUCACUCACCGAUGACGAAAAAACGCAGAUCUGUGAGUCCAAUAAACUGAAAAUGGUAGAGGGUACUGAAUCGCACAUUCCUGUUAGCACCGGUAAAGAAAGUAAUUUUAACUCGUUGCUUAAUUCGGAUGCAGUCCGAAUUUACCGAAAAUAUCUGAUGAGCAGCUCCGCUCACUAUAUCGAAGUGCCGGCCACGAUUCUAUCAAAUGUUUCUCUAGCCCUGUGUGGUGGAACCUGUAGCGAACAGAUAUUUGACGAUGCCCAACAUUUUCUCCUAGAGGUGCUUGAAAAAGACUACUUGGCUGCCUUCCUGGAAAGUAAUUUCUACUGUAAAUAUACAUUUGAGGUACUUUCAAGUGAUAACCUCUCAUUAAAGGAUAUCCUGUGCAGUGAAAUGGCUUUGUUUUACUUUAUGGAAUACCUCGAGCAGAAAAACAAACGACACUAUCUUGAAUUUUACAUUUCAGCAGGUCAUUUUUGCAAGGGCUCCGACCAAGAUCAUCAAGCCCAAGCCGAUGCGGUGGUAUUAUAUCAGAAGUAUUUUUCCCUCCAGGCUACCUGCUCUUUGAAUCUCAGCGACAAAACUCGAUUCAUAAUCGAGGAACUGAUCUGUUCACAGGAAGCUGUCACCAUUAAGACCAGCUUCCGUUUACCUUCCAGGAUAAUCGAACGUUUUCUGGAUAAACGAUACUUUAAGGAUUUUCUGAAAUCCGAGCUUUACUCAAAGUAUUUGUCCGAAUUGAUGGGUACAAUUAAAACUACCCCGAUGGGAGAAUCACCUGGCAGCACCCUGGGAAUUGUAACCGGGCGUAAGCAGUCCUUCACAUUGGAGAGAGAUAACUCAUCAUCUAAGCAAAAACGUGGCCAUCGAAAGACGUUCUCCGACGUGACGAGCGAGAGCACCAACCGCUUGAAACAGACUACUUUUGUGUCGUCCCAAAACACACUGCUGGCAAUGUCUGACGCUACCUUGCACCGGAAACGAAUAAAUACGGUACCAACUGGUACUCAGCCUGGCAAUCCGGGCAGUAAAGAUAUGAUGCAUAUCGAUUCCAAACAGCUUUAUAACCCGGACUUGUUGUGGCGGAGAAAUUCGGCUUCUGUUGGCCUAACCUUUGGAAGGGUGAAUGCAUUAGGGCGGUACGAGCGAGAUUUUGAUAUGGCUGAAGCUCCCCAGGAUGAGGAUCGAUGGAGUCGUACUCGAUUGAAGAAAGCAAUGCGACGAUUGGUUAAUCUACCGGAGGAUAAAGCACAGGAAGAGUUGGCCUGGCAGGUCGCAGAGAUGAUUGUCAAAGACAUCACUAGUGUGACCAUGAACGAUGGAGAACAGCCCGAAGCAACAGAAGAACCUGAGCAACUGACGUGACUUGAGGCAUCCUUCCCGAACGGAAUGGCUGGCAGGCUGGAACAUUCAACAAAUGAAAAGUACGUAUUAUUACGAUUAUUGUUAACUCUCCAUAGAUGCAUCGUCUUCGCUGACGAUUGUGAACUAUCGUUUGUUUUAUCCGACCAUGAUUAUUUUCACCGGAACUGUUUCAUUAUUGUUCAGAUUUUAUAAAAGCGUUUUUUCGUUAUCCCGUUUUAAGAAAAAUAUUACGGAUCAGCAAUAUUCAAACUUCCUUAAAUAACCUAUUUAUUUAACCCAUUUUAUACACGUUUCGUUUCUCUCUUAUCGAAACUAGAAAUUAAUCCGAAACAGUAUGGUGCUUGAAAUACUAUUAACGUAAAUAGAUUAGUCGAUCCACCUAGCAAUAUCCCUUGCAGAUUCAACGAAAACUUGUAUUCAACUUUGAAAAAAUCGUAGAGUUCAUUCAUAUGUUCCACAAAUUGUGUUUCUUGGUACAAAAUUCUUAGACGAAAUGGUAGAAAAACUUAUUAACGUCAAAUUAAACUGGUUUAAUUUAGUUUAGAAUACAUUCAACAAAUCUGUAUUCCGUUCAAAUCAGCUUUUCUCUUUACAAAUUAGAACAACCAACAAACAAAAAAGUGCAAAUUUAUGUUCACAUUCGGAGUAGGUUCAGUCAAAUUGUAAAAUUGUCAAUGAUUAUGAUUAGAUCAAUUAUUUUAGACUGAGACACAAGACGUUCAGAAACUGUAUAGGACUCGAAUGGUGGCAAAUAUUUUAAAAGCGCGCGGUAAUUCAAAAUUAACGUAAGUCCGACGUUACUAAUUUGUUUCUUCGGAACUUCUAGAGAACACACACACACCGCAGAUAAUGGAUAGGAUCUACAGAAAUAUAACUCAAUUACU
This is a messenger RNA of Uranotaenia lowii, 3077 nucleotides long. It is a transcript of the gene pkaap, whose product is annotated as A-kinase anchor protein 10, mitochondrial. Gene Ontology annotation, biological process: intracellular protein localization. Gene Ontology annotation, cellular component: plasma membrane. The transcript has 3 exons. Bases 154 to 2193 code for a protein of 679 amino acids. The record is from RefSeq and is a predicted model, not a curated record. NCBI's taxonomy places the organism in Eukaryota, Metazoa, Arthropoda, Insecta, Diptera, Culicidae.